AUGACCACGUCCAAAGAUUCAGAGUUGGCCACAGAUGUCGCUGCCACGGACCUCGGCUACGACGAUCGAGAAGUCUUUACCGAUGACAAGAACCAUUCAAUCCAAUAUCGUACUCUAUCCUGGCCAGCGGCUGCUGUGAUCAUGAUUACCGAAAUCGUUACUGGCGGCACUCUGACCCUGCCUCAAGCCAUCGCCGUCGUUGGCCUUGUCCCUGGCACUAUAAUCAUUAUCUUUUGUGGCAUUUGGGCUUUGUUCACUUCCUUCCUGCUCAUCGACUUCAAACUCAACCAUCCAGAAGUGCACAAUAUGGGUGAUGCUGGAUUUAUCUUGUUCUCGCCAUUUGGACUGGGAGCUGUGGGAAGAGAAGUGUUGAGUGCAGGUACUAUCCUUUUUGCUAUCACUGGAGUGGGUAGUAUGUGUUUGCUUGGGCAGCUUGCUUUGCAAACCUUGAGUCAAGGUGGAAUGUGUGCGAUGUCUUAUCUUGGUAUCUGGACAUGCAUCACCUUCCUAUUUUCCGUGCCGAGAACUUUUGGUGGUGGUUUGCAAGGCUUUUCCGUUGCUGCUUGCAUCUCUGUCUUGGUCGCAACGUUGAUAGCUAUGAUAGGUAGUGGUGUGGAACCGACACCUAACCGUGUGGUUGUUGCUACGGCUCCCAACUCGUUUUAUACAGCAUUCUUGGCCAUCACCAACCCAGUGCUUGCAUAUGCUGGACAUUUCCUGUUCUUCACCAUCAUAUCCGAAAUGAAGGUCCCUAGAGACUCCAAAAAAGCAGCGUGGGCACUUCAAGUUUUCAGCACGGCAUGGUAUACUAUCUUCGCGGUUGUAAGCUACUGUUAUCUGGGCUCGACAGUGCAAAGCCCCUCAUUUUUAAGCCUGUCAGAGACUUGGGCCAAAGCAGCUUGGGGAUUGUUCCUACCCAACAUAUUGGUUGCUGGAGCUUUGUACAACCACUUUGCUGCCAAGAUUGUGUUUGUGAGAAUAUUCCGAGGAAGCAGGCAUUUGAUCGAAAACACAGUACUGGGAUGGUGUGUCUGGAUAUUGCUGCUCGCGAUUGUGAGUGCUUGUGGAUUCGUGUUGGCAACUGGUGUUCCGUUCUUUUCCUACCUGGGCGGUAUUGUGGCAUCUGCCUUUGCAUCGUGGUAUACGUAUGGCCUUGCUGGAGCUUUCUGGUGGCACGAUACACAUUAUCUCGGAGAUGGCUGGAGGUCUGUGAGGAAGAAAUGGCCCAUGUUCUUGCUAUGCUUUGGUACAUUGGUGUUUGGUGGCUUCAUUUGUGUUGGAGGACUUUACGCGAUCAUCAAGUCGUUGAUCGAAGCCUAUGCUUCUGGUGCUGUCGGACAUCCCUUUACCUGCUGA
Aureobasidium melanogenum CBS 110374 is the source of this 1356-nucleotide messenger RNA. Its product is annotated as transmembrane amino acid transporter. Gene Ontology annotation, cellular component: vacuolar membrane. Gene Ontology annotation, biological process: amino acid transmembrane transport. Gene Ontology annotation, molecular function: amino acid transmembrane transporter activity. The record is from RefSeq and is a predicted model, not a curated record. Bases 1 to 1356 code for a protein of 451 amino acids. Lineage: Eukaryota; Fungi; Ascomycota; Dothideomycetes; Dothideales; Saccotheciaceae. The transcript has 3 exons.